Molecule: messenger RNA, 1312 nt
Organism: Hydra vulgaris (swiftwater hydra)
Lineage: Eukaryota; Metazoa; Cnidaria; Hydrozoa; Anthoathecata; Hydridae
Source: RefSeq, a predicted model, not a curated record
UUGCAUAUUAUUAAUAUGCAAAUUGUAUGUUUUUCAAAAAUGAACAAAUCAAUUGCACUUUUAUUUCAUCCAUUACUUGUUAAUACAACUGCUAAUAUUCACGAAAUGCUGUCAAGUUGUCUUCCAGAAUAUAAAGUUUAUGAAAUAAAACAUCCAGAGCAUUUAGAUAAAGUUUUGUCUAAAAUAGAAAAUCAAGAGAAAGAAGAAACUGAAGCUUUGUUGGAAGAAAUUGAGCAGUUUGAUAUUCUUUUAACUGAUCCUAUGUCAUUAUUUCCAAUUGCAAACAGAAUCAAAAGUAUAAAAUGGAUUCAAGGGAUAUUUGCAGGAGUUGAUCGUUUGACACCAGUUCUAAAUAAAGAUAGUAUACCUGCAUUUUUGUAUACUCGGUUUGGUGGCAAAUUUGGACAACAUUUAUCAGAGUAUGUUAUUGCUUAUAUAAUAAACACUGAAAGAAAAACUCAUUAUCUUUAUGAACAACAAGCUAAAUGUAUUUGGGCCCAAACAAAGAUAAUAGAAAACAGUCCUCCUUAUCGUCUAUUAUCUCAGCUGUCUAUAACAAUUCUUGGAGCAGGAGAUAUUGGUAGAGAUAUAGCAAAACAUUGCAAAAGGUUUGGCAUGACUGUUUAUGGUAUGGUAUCUUAUCAAAGAGAAAACGAAAAUGAAAACAUAGAUGAACUUUUUACUCCUUCUUCACUGGCUAUCUACUUAGAAAAGUCUGAUUAUGUUGUUAAUACUUUACCUAAGACACCUCACACAACUGGAAUUCUCUCAAAUUCAAUUUUAAAACAUUGUGCUAAGCGUCAAUCAGUAUUUAUCAAUGUUGGUCGAGGCAAUGUUUUGACUGAUGCAGAUGUUAUUGAAGCAAUAGAAAAUAAAUGGAUUCAAAGUGCUGUGCUUGAUGUUUUUGAAAAAGAGCCAUUGUUGUCUGAUAGUAAACUUUGGAGUUUGCCAAAUGUCACGGUUACUCCUCAUGUUUCUGGUUUGCCAUAUACAAGCAUUAUCGUAGAGGCAUUCCUAGAAAAUUUGAAGCUUUAUGAAGAAGGCAAACCCCUCAAUUAUUUGGUUGAUUGGGUCAAGGAAUGGAAAAAUCAAUUGCUGUUCUUGCUCACCCAAUUUAUAAAAUUUUUGAAACAGUUAAAGAAUGUCUUCCAAAUUAUAAAGUUCAUCAAAUAUAUCACAAAGGUUUCGGCAAUAGUACUGCAAUUCCUGUAGACAAUAUUAGCUCUGAUGAAUAUGAUGCAUUAUUAAAAGAAGUUGAACAGUUUGAUAUUUUGAUAGUUGAUCAUUAUGAUAUACUUCCAAUCAUAAAUGA